AUGGGGAGAAGACCUGCUAGGUGCUACCGUCAGAUCAAGAACAAACCUUACCCAAAAUCACGGUAUUGCCGUGGUGUUCCUGAUCCAAAGAUCAGGAUUUAUGAUGUGGGCAUGAAGAAGAAGGGGGUGGAUGAGUUCCCCUACUGUGUGCACUUGGUCAGUUGGGAGAAGGAAAAUGUCUCGAGUGAGGCUUUGGAAGCUGCCCGUAUCGCUUGCAACAAGUACAUGACCAAGUUUUCCGGAAAGGACACGUUUCACUUGAGGGUGCGCGUUCACCCUUUUCACGUUUUGCGUAUCAACAAGAUGCUCUCGUGUGCUGGGGCUGAUAGGCUCCAGACUGGCAUGAGGGGUGCUUUUGGCAAGCCACAGGGGACUUGUGCUCGUGUGGCCAUUGGUCAGGUACUCUUGUCUGUUCGCUGCAAGGAUGGGAAUAGCCACCAUGCUCAGGAGGCCUUGCGCCGUGCAAAAUUCAAGUUCCCUGGUCGCCAGAAGAUCAUCGUUAGCAGGAAAUGGGGUUUCACCAAAUACAACCGCACUGAUUAUCUGAAAUGGAAAUCUGAAAAUAGGAUUGUUCCUGAUGGUGUGAAUGCCAAGCUUCUUGGAUGUCACGGGCCUUUGGCCAAUAGGAAACCCGGAAGAGCAUUCAUUUCAGGGCCUGUGCAAGGAUGA
This is a messenger RNA of Striga hermonthica, 669 nucleotides long. The record is from the annotation of a GenBank genome assembly. NCBI's taxonomy places the organism in Eukaryota, Viridiplantae, Streptophyta, Magnoliopsida, Lamiales, Orobanchaceae.